Achroia grisella is the source of this 1221-nucleotide messenger RNA. RefSeq names its product GMP reductase 1-like. Gene Ontology annotation, cellular component: GMP reductase complex. Lineage: Eukaryota; Metazoa; Arthropoda; Insecta; Lepidoptera; Pyralidae. The record is from RefSeq and is a predicted model, not a curated record. The coding region runs from base 75 to 1115 and encodes 346 amino acids. Gene Ontology annotation, molecular function: GMP reductase activity. Gene Ontology annotation, biological process: nucleotide metabolic process. The transcript has 8 exons.
GAGGAGCGCACUGGCUGUGAAAAUAAUAUUUAUUUUUUAAAUCGCGAAACUAGACUCAAGUGUUUAGUGACAAAAUGCCUAAUAUUAUUAACGAAAUGAAAUUGGACUUCAAAGAUGUUCUACUAAGGCCUAAAAGGAGCACAUUGAAGAGUAGAAAUGAUGUGGACCUAUAUAGAGAGAUUACAUUUCGGAACUCCGGACAAACGUACCGGGGCGUCCCAGUUAUGGCCAGCAAUAUGGACACCGUCGGCACAUUCGAGAUGGCACAAGAACUGUCUAAGCACGGCCUGUUCACGUGUAUUCACAAAUAUUAUACAAUAGAAGAAUGGAAGAAAUUCGCAGAUGAUCAUCCCGAGUGUUUACAGCAAAUGGCGGCGAGUUCAGGAACGGCAGAUGCAGACUUCGAUCGCCUCUCCGAUAUCCUUAACAAUGUUAAAGACUUGAAAUUCGUGUGUUUGGACGUCGCCAACGGGUAUUCACAGCACUUCGUGGAGUAUGUGCGAAGAGUUCGUGCUGCAUUCCCCACCCACACAAUCAUCGCUGGAAAUGUGGUAACUGGUGAGAUGGUGGAGGAACUUAUAUUAUCUGGUGCCGAUAUUAUUAAGGUGGGUAUAGGCCCGGGUUCUGUGUGUACAACUCGGAUUAAGACUGGUGUUGGAUAUCCUCAACUGUCUGCUGUUAUGGAAUGCGCAGACGCAGCGCAUGGUCUCAAAGGACAUAUUAUAUCAGACGGUGGUUGCACAUGUCCCGGCGACGUUGCGAAGGCCUUCGGCGGUGGCGCCGACUUCGUGAUGGCGGGCGGCAUGUUCGCUGGACAUGACCAAUGUGGGGGGGAGGUGGUCACAGCGGCCGACGGCAGGAAGGUGAAGCUCUUCUACGGAAUGUCAUCUUCGACGGCCAUGUUGAAACAUUCAGGCGGAAUCGCGGAUUAUAGGUCUUCUGAAGGUAAAACGGUAGAAGUAGAGUAUAGAGGUGACGUCGCUACUACAGUUAAAGACAUCCUGGGUGGUCUACGAUCAGCUUGUACAUAUGUAGGAGCUGCUAGACUACGGGAAUUACCUAGAAGAGCCACCUUCAUCAGGUGCUGUAGACAAGUAAACGAUACAUUCUCAUAAUUUAAAAUGUUAAACAGUGUUGCCAGGUUUUGCCUUUUGAUGGGUUUUCUUCAGAAUUGAACAUAAAUCUUUUACAGAGAGUUACUCUAUUUUGCCACAUUUAGCU